ACCCCACACCCACACCACACCUCACCACUCUCCGCCCCUUCUCUUCUCUUCUUCGCUUCUCCAAUUCCAAUUUUUUUUCCUUUCUUAACCGAUGGGCAAAACACCAAACCCCAAUCCCCAUUUCCCAUCGCCAUAAAUCAAAUCCCAUUUUUACACUCCUCCAUUUCUGCUCCCUUCCUUUCCUUUUCAUUGCUUGCCGUCUAAUCUUCCUCCAAACCCACCUUUUCUUCUCCCUCUUUCUAUUUCUAUGGAUUUCGAUGCGUUCUCGGUUUUGAUGCUUUGAAUUUUCCCUGUGGACCGUCGUUGAUUCAAUUUCACCUCAUUUUGCCUGCAGAUUGGAGUGUGGAGUGGAGAUUGGGGUUGAGAUGGCUGGUCAGGAGCGGGUGCCGGCUGCUAUCGCGGCGGGGAUGGUCGGAGCGCCGCCGCCGACAUCUCUCGCUCCGGGAUUCAGGUUCCACCCGACGGACGAGGAAUUGGUGAGGUACUAUCUGAGGAGGAAAGCCUGUGGGAAGCCUUUUAGGUUUCAAGCUGUUACUGAGAUCGACGUCUACAAAUCUGAGCCCUGGGAACUUGCCGACUUUUCGUCGCUGAAGAGUCGAGAUCUUGAAUGGUACUUCUUCAGCCCUGUGGAUAGGAAGUACGGCAACGGUUCACGGCUCAAUCGUGCCACCGGAAAAGGGUAUUGGAAAGCGACGGGGAAGGACCGGCCCGUGCGCCAUAAGAACGCCACUAUUGGGAUGAAAAAAACCCUUGUUUUUCACAGCGGACGAGCUCCCGAUGGCAAGAGAACGAAUUGGGUAAUGCAUGAGUACCGCCUUUGCGAUUCGGAAUUGGAGAGUGCUGGAGUUACACAGGGCGGAAAAAAGGAUGCUUUUGUGCUCUGUAGAAUCUUCCAAAAGAGUGGCCUCGGGCCACCGAAUGGGGACCGAUACGCCCCUUUUGUUGAGGAGGAAUGGGAUGAAGAUGCGUCCGUUGUGGUUCCCGGGGGAGAUGCCGAAGAUGACGGAGCUGUUGGCGUUGAGACAAGAGUUGAAUGCAAUGAUCUUGAUCAGGACACUCCGCCCCUCUCCAUAGCCCCGCCGGGGGUCGAAAGUCCGAUCGGGUCUCAGAGUCUUCCUUUUAUGUGCAAGAGGGAGAGAUCCGAAGACAUCCCCGACCUGCUGUCAUUAGCUCAGACCAAAAGAUCGAAGAAUGACGACCCCAGCUCCAGCCAUGCUAAUGGAUCUGAAGAUUCCACCACUACCAGCCUGGAUCCCGCGACAAUGAUGACGACGAAAAAUUGUUCCUCCACCCUGUUGGAAUUUCCUUUACUGCAACCUCCGGAGCCGAAAGAGAACCAUCAUGUCACUUCACUCACUUCUUUCGACUCGUCCAACCUGGAGAAGUCUGUCCCUCCCGGGUACCUGAAAUUCAUCAACAAUCUCGAGAACGAGAUCCUGAACGUUUCCAUGGAGCGGGAGACGCUGAAGAUUGAGGUGAUGAGAGCCCAGGCGAUGAUCAACAUUCUUCAAUCUCGUAUCGAAUUCUUGACCAAGGACAAUGGGGAUUCGCGAAGGCGCCUUUAAGACAGGGAAGACGAGCAUUGUGGUGCUUCUUCGAGGGAGAGCUAUGCGCCGGGCUCUCUUUUGGAUGUACUGUGGUAUGUGAUUGUUCGCCGUAGCUAAGUUUAGCUUAGUUUAGUCGGGACUUAUGGCGAAUCUGUCGACUAUGCACUUUUUUCCCCCCUUUGAAUAAAGGAGACGCAUUCGAUAUGGGUUGCGAUUCAACUUAUUACAUUCUUGUCUCGUACAUUUGCUCGAUGUGGAUCGAGAAAUUGCUUUACUUGGUAAGAAGAUCAGGUUACUUAGUUGCA
Molecule: messenger RNA, 1852 nt
Organism: Andrographis paniculata
Lineage: Eukaryota; Viridiplantae; Streptophyta; Magnoliopsida; Lamiales; Acanthaceae
Product: NAC domain containing protein 50-like
Exons: 5
Coding region: 366-1565 (399 amino acids)
Biological process (GO): regulation of DNA-templated transcription
Molecular function (GO): DNA binding
Source: RefSeq, a predicted model, not a curated record